AUGGUAUCUUCAAAUGCAUGUGUCUUGGCAGCCGAAAUGGACGGUUUAAUCAUGAAAAUUCAGCAAGGACUGAGACUUAAAGCGAAGGAGAAACAGCACACGUAUCGUCAUGCCAGUACGACGCCAUAUUCGUUUCCCUGUUUUGGUAGUAAACAGAGUCGGAGUUCCUCAGGGCAUUUAGAAAUGGUGUUUAAGCCGAGGUGUCGAAGAAUUAUGAAACGCACAAACAAGAUUGAUCUCGAACCGCACAAACUUUUACAAAAAUUGCUCAAAGAACAAACUCUGAUUCAAGAAGCUGUGAAGAGACUUCAAGAGCGAACAUCGUCGUGUGAACUGAACGAUUACUCCGACUAUGAGCACGAGUCAAGCGAUUGUGAGAUGGAGUUGAACAGUAAUACAACCCGUGUGAGUAAAGAGAGCUGA
This is a messenger RNA of Liolophura sinensis, 423 nucleotides long. RefSeq lists its product as uncharacterized. Lineage: Eukaryota; Metazoa; Mollusca; Polyplacophora; Chitonida; Chitonidae. Bases 1 to 423 code for a protein of 140 amino acids. The transcript has a single exon. The record is from RefSeq and is a predicted model, not a curated record.